Molecule: messenger RNA, 951 nt
Organism: Rhizopus microsporus ATCC 52813
Lineage: Eukaryota; Fungi; Mucoromycota; Mucoromycetes; Mucorales; Rhizopodaceae
Product: Phosphotyrosyl phosphatase activator
Exons: 6
Coding region: 1-951 (316 amino acids)
Biological process (GO): mitotic spindle organization
Cellular component (GO): cytoplasm; protein phosphatase type 2A complex; nucleus
Molecular function (GO): peptidyl-prolyl cis-trans isomerase activity; protein tyrosine phosphatase activator activity
Source: RefSeq, a predicted model, not a curated record
AUGCUCGGGAAAAUAACACCUUUAGAGAAUAUCCUUGAAGCCUAUCAACCUACAGAACCAGUGCGUCGUAUUCAUGAACAAAAGGAUAUUGAAAUAUUUUCGAAAUCUAUUGCAUUUGAUAGAUUGAUGACAUUUAUUGCUUUAUUGAAUGAAAGUGUUUACAAGAAAAAGAUUUCAGAUCCUUGCACUACUUCACCUCAAACACAACGCAUCUUGGAAAUGCUUGACGUGAUGGAUUCUUGGCUAAAUGAUUUUCCUCCUUUAGAUAACCCUCAAAGAUUUGGCAACAAAGCCUUUAGACAAUGGGUAGAUAGAUUGAAUCAGUCCUCUGGAGAGUUACUCGAGAAGGUCUUACAGGAACAAUUGCAUAAAGCUAUACCCGAAUUAACGGAAUAUUUGAAUAAUGGAUUUGGAAAUGCAACAAGAAUUGAUUAUGGGUCAGGACACGAGCUUAGUUUUGUUGCAUGGUUAGCUGGUAUCGCAUUAUUAGGAGGAUUUGAUGAGAACGAUUAUCAAGCGAUUGUAUUGAGAGUAUUUGUAAGAUACUUGGAAUUGGUUCGUAAGAUUCAAAAGACAUAUUCCUUGGAGCCUGCAGGUAGUCAUGGAGUCUGGGGUCUAGAUGAUCAUCAGUUUCUACCGUAUGUUUGGGGAAGUUCUCAAUUGAUUGAUCACCCGAUAUUAAAGCCAAGGUCUAUAUUAAAUAAGGAGACAGUAAAUCAAUGUGCUGGAGAAUAUAUGUAUUUUAGAUGCAUCCAAUACAUUUUAGAAGUUAAAAGAGGUCCCUUUUUUGAGCAUUCCCCUAUGCUUAAUGACAUUGCCAGUUUAGUAUCAUGGAGUAAAGUGAAUACUGGUAUGACCAAGAUGUAUAUUGCAGAAGUACUGAAGAAAGUGCCAGUGGUUCAGCAUUUCAAGUUUGGAACAUUAUUUCCCUUUGACCAAAGACAACAAUAA